This is a messenger RNA of Corvus hawaiiensis (hawaiian crow), 1191 nucleotides long. RefSeq names its product TOX high mobility group box family member 4 (gene TOX4). Lineage: Eukaryota; Metazoa; Chordata; Aves; Passeriformes; Corvidae. Gene Ontology annotation, molecular function: chromatin DNA binding. Gene Ontology annotation, biological process: regulation of transcription by RNA polymerase II. The transcript is spliced from 8 exons. Bases 264 to 1076 code for a protein of 270 amino acids. Gene Ontology annotation, cellular component: nucleus. The record is from RefSeq and is a predicted model, not a curated record.
GGUGGCGCUCUAGCUCGGUCCUCCAACGCCUCUUCGCGCUGCUGGCGCCCAAAUCCUCCACUCAGAACGCAUCGAAAUUCCUCCCGGCACCCCAAAAUGUCCCUCCUGCCCCGCCGCUGGGGGGUCGCGGUGGCGCCGUUCUCCCUAAACCACCCCCCCGGAGCUGUCGUCUCUAUGGUGGCAGCAGCGGAAGUGGCGCCGUGAGGGAGGGGCGGGGCUUCCGGUUCGGCGCGCGGCGCCCGGGGGGGGGCAGCGGCGGCGCGAUGGAGUUCCCGGGAGGCAGCGACAACUACCUGGCCAUCACCGGCGCCUCGCACCCGUUCCUGAGCGGGGCCCAGACGUUCCACACGCCCAGCCUGGGCGACGAGGAGUUCGAGAUCCCGCCCAUCCCGCUGGACUCGGACCCCUCGCUGGCCGUGGUCGGACACUUCGAGGACCUGCCCGAGCCCGGGGGGCCCCCGGAGCCGCCCUUCGCCCCUCCCCCCUACGGCGUGGCCGGCCUGGAGCUGCCCGUGGGGCUCCCGCCGGGCAUCAUGGAGCAGGGCGGGGGGGCUACUCAACAUGGGUGCAACCCCUGGCUUUCGGGGUCCCCUCUGGGGGCUCUGAGCCCGGGGGCGCUGCUGGGCCCGGCCGGGGCGCUGACCACCAUUGACCAGUCGGAGCUGAGCUCGCAGCUGGGGCUGGGGCUGGGCGGGGCCGCGGCCACGCCCCCCGGCCCCGCCCCCGGCCCCGCCCCGGCCCCGCCCAGCCCCGAGCGGGGGCUGUCCCCCGGCCCCCGUCCCCCGCGGGCUCUCUGCAGGACGAGGAGCUCGAGGACUUCCGCAGGAUCGGGGGCGGACGUGGUGCCCGAGGUGGAGUCCCCCCCGCAGGUGGAGCUGGUGGCCGAGUCCCCGGUGGCGGCCGAGUCGCCCCGGAGCCGCUGCGUCCGCGCCGGCUGCGAGAACCCGCCGGUGGCCAGCGGCGACUGGGACGAGGAGUUCUGCAGCAGCGAGUGCCUGGUCCGCCACUGCCGGGACGUUUUCCUGGCUUGGCUCGCCGCCCGCAACGCCGGGAACAGCGUGGUCUUCGUCAAGUGAGGCGCUCCCAAAAUUUGGGGGAGUUUGGGAUGAGUUUUGGGGUCCCCCCCCCGACGGAAUUUGGGGUGGCCACGGCGGAAUUGGGGACGGUUGGCAUUAAAGGGGCGGUGGAGGA